GAUGUUAGUUUUAUUAUUACUGAUGUUUAUUAUGAUUAAAUUUUAUUAGGACCGUUGUUUUCAUUUUUAUUUCCGCUGCUAUUUGGUUAUUGACCGGUAAUUAAGAAAAAGUCAACAUUAUAAUUAUGCAAAAUUAGGUAGAGGAUCAGUAUAACUGAAUGGGUUGCAAAAAGUCUAAAGAAAUUGAAACAUCAAAGGAGCAAGUUUUUAGCUGGGAUCGUGCAGAUAGACCAGAUCCUAAAGAUUUUACUAUUGCUAACAUAAAUGAUUCUGUCUGUGGGCGCUUGCCUGGUACCGUUAAUGGUCAGCAAUUCGUUAUUCAAAAGUGUACCAACAGCUCUAUAUAUAUUUUUGACUUCUCAGCAAUGGUUACAAUAGAUGAUUGCGAAAACUGUAAAUUUUUUAUUGGUCCUGUUAAGGGAAGUAUAUUUCUGCGCAAUUGUAAAAACUGUCAGUGCAUUAUAGCUUGUCAGCAAUAUCGUGCAAGAGAUUGCAGAAAGAUUGAUGCUUUUUUAUUGUGUGCUAGCCAACCUAUCAUUGAAUCAUGUAGUUCUAUGCGCUUUGGAUGUUUUUCUUUUUUUUACCCUGAGCUUCAAGUUCAAUUCAAAAAUGCCGGUUUAAGUGUUUUUAAUAAUAACUGGAGUUCAGUUUAUGACUUUACACCUGUUCAAGAUGGUAAUUGUAAUUGGAGCUUCUUGCCAGAAAAUUUAUCAGUUGAAACCCUUGUUCCGAAACCAAAUAAUGAAGCUUUUUCAAAUAUAGAUAUUCGAACUGAUCAUAAAUUGAGUAUUGUGCCUUUUUCUAGAGGAAAGCUUGAUAAAAGGUAUGACGACUCCUGCCUACUUGUUUUUUUUGCUAAAGUAAAAAAUGAUUGUAAACUUUUACUUGAAAAUCUUCAUCAAAAAGCCUCAUUUGAUUUGAUACAAUCUAAAGAAAUCAAAAUCAACCCAGAUGAUGCUUCUAGAAUAUUUAGGGAUGAAAAAUAUUGCAAACUAGUUGAUCAAGGUCCCCUAAUAGGUUUAGAGUUGAAUGGUGAUAAUAUUAUUCAACAAGUUGAAUCUGUUUUAAAAAGAAUGUCUAUCAGUCUCAAUGAUGUUUAUUUGACAACAGAUCAGAGAUUCGCUAAAAAGGAUAUUGAUGCAUUUUAUAAUUUUGUUGACAUGACAAUGACUUAAAAAUAUCUAAAGUAAUGAGGUUUCUAUAAAAACAAUUUUAAAUAAAAAGUAUUUAUUUUAGGAAAUUUAAGAAAUUAAAAUAUUGUAAAGGUUUUUAAUUUAUACAUUUAAUAAUAUAUUAAUAAAAGAAAUUAUUA
Messenger RNA from Hydra vulgaris (swiftwater hydra), 1312 nucleotides. RefSeq names its product protein XRP2. Gene Ontology annotation, cellular component: periciliary membrane compartment; cilium. Gene Ontology annotation, molecular function: GTPase activator activity. Lineage: Eukaryota; Metazoa; Cnidaria; Hydrozoa; Anthoathecata; Hydridae. Gene Ontology annotation, biological process: post-Golgi vesicle-mediated transport. The record is from RefSeq and is a predicted model, not a curated record.